GGAAGGGAGAGGUGAAACUGCGUGGGAGGGACGAGAUCCUGAGCUACAUUCAACCGAAGUUCAGCCGCAUCUCCGUCCGGGGGAAGCGGCGUCCGGACACGUCUGGCUCGUCUGCGCUGGACCGUGAGACCGCGAAUUCGCGGCGGGACAUGGUUGGCUACCGCUUUGAGCUGCUCACUCUGGGGAAGGACUAUCUGGGUCGGUUCGGUGCCGCCCGCCGCAUCGCGACCGGGGAAUCCCCCCGCGUGGACGAAACGCUGCUGAAGGCGAUUCUGAGCCCGAGCCAGCAAGCCGGCGGAACCUGCGAGGUGCCGCGCUUCUGCCCCGGCGCGUUUCCCAGCAAUCCAGAGCAAGAACGCUUGGUAUGCUCCAUCGGGGAAAAUCGGAUCACCUGUGCGCAGGGGCCUCCGGGCACCGGCAAGAGCACCACCAUCUACCACACCGUGCACGCGAUGCAACAGGCGGGACGGGGAGAGAAAAACGGCGCCGCCUUGAUUACCUGCGUCACCAACCAGGCCAUUAAUGCCAUCAUGGAGAAAUUGCACAAAUGCGAAGGUACUUAUUACACAGUAUAGCUACUUUCCAACCUCAACAUCAAUGACACAGUCUUUUUUUCACAGCGACAUGCAAAAAUGACUAAUCAUCUACGUACUUUUCCUUCUUCAAGCAUAGUCCUAGCACCCUUCAUCUCUCCGGGGAAUGAUUGACUCCGCUGCUCGUUCCAACAAGAAUUGCGCGCCGAGAGGGCAGGCGUGAUCUUCAUGCUUUUUAAAGAGGACACUCUUCAUUUUUGUUUCACAGGUCAAGGCGUUCGAUCCCUUGUUCUCGGGAACGCGGAGCGCGUGGGUGUGGACGCGAAACCCUACCUCCUAGAAGAGAAGGUGAAACGAGACUACGCGGUGGUGGCCAGCAGAAAAGUGCGUGAGCAAUUUGAACAGCAGUACGUCCGAGCGAAAGCGGCCCACGAGACUGCCGAGCGCGAGAGGCUGGCAGGGAGCGGCGUGCUGGCGUCCCUGGUGUCCCGCGGGCCGCGUCCGUUCAGUCUUCCCACGCAGACAAAGAAGGUGCUGCUUGCCGACUACAAGAAACUGGAAGACAAGCUCGAAACCGAUCUGCGCGAGUACGAAGCCGAAGAGUACUGCGGAUUUGCGGCUGACCGCGUUGUUGUAUUGACGGGAGAGACGUCGGAAUUGGAGCACAUCCUCCGCCGCGUGGACCGCCUAUACGAUUGGGCGAAAAAGACCGCAGCGAAACGCAUAGUGCUCAGCACGACCUGCUUCCUCUUCACCAUCGCCAGCGGCUACCGCAUGAAGCAGCUGCAGGACGAGUACGACCUCCCCAAGAUUACGCUCGGAAUUUUGGACGAAGCUGGCGCCACGGCCGAAAGCCACACUCCACUCAUCUUGGGUACACUUGAAGAUACUAUUAUUUGAAGAUCUGACUCAUCACGUUCGUUCUGACAGAGUAGCGAUGUGUACUUGCAGCUCGUGCCAUUGUCUUUGUCAGGCGCGUGGUUUUACAGUUUGUUACCAGUAUCUUCGUUCAGUUGUACAGUACCAUUAGACCUGGAAAAAUAAUUCGCCGGAAAAAAAUAAAUCUCAGAAACGGGCGUGGAGAAUUUGCUUUUGCUCGGGGACACGAAGCAGUUGCGUCCGCUCGUGAAAGGCGAUCCGCCCCGCGAGUAUCAGAUCGACCGCAGUUUGAUGGAGCGGUGCGGCGACGCGGGGGCGGACCAGCAAAGUUUGAAGGAGCAGUACCGGAUGCCCCCGGAAAUCUGCGAUUUGGUGUCCGAGUUGUUCUACCAAAAGCAGCUCCGCACCGGGAAGAACAAGCAGCGGCUGCGCGGUACGAAGGACGCGGCGGGUGACCCCCGGCUCCGCUGGGUCGAGGUGUCUGGAGCGGAAGCGAAGGUGGGCACGUCCUUCUGUAACGCGGCCCAGACGGUGGUCGCCGUCCGCGAGGCGGCCCGCAAGCUGAAGGCCUGUGCAAACAGCAGCGUGUACGUGAUCUGCAUGUACAAGCCGCAGGUGCGGUUGGCGCAAGCGGUGUGGCGGAAGGCGGGUCUAGAUGAACUUGCAGGAAACAGGUUGCAAAUCGUGUCGGUGGACGCCUGCCAGGGUUCGGAAGCCGACCACAUCAUCCUGCUCACUUCCCGGUCCAACGCCGAGGGAACCAUCGGGUUUUGCAGCAAUCCGAACCGCUGCAACGUGGCCCUGUCCCGGGCGAAAGAGUCGCUCACCAUCGUCGGCAACAGUAAGUGCAUGGCAAACAGGUCCACCAUGUGGGCCAGCGUCGGGAAAAAGUGCACCAAGGUGGCCGUGUGUCUGCAGCCGGCUGCCGGCGUUGAGGAACUCGUAGCCGACGAGUUGGAGCGCAUGCAGGGCGCCGGCGCGGCUCGCGCGGGUGGGAAGGGAAGGGGCAAGCUCCGUUCGCGUUAG
This is a messenger RNA of Amoebophrya sp. A120, 2438 nucleotides long. The record is from the annotation of a GenBank genome assembly. Lineage: Eukaryota; Dinophyceae; Syndiniales; Amoebophryaceae.